Messenger RNA from Artibeus jamaicensis (Jamaican fruit-eating bat), 6050 nucleotides. It is a transcript of the gene XPOT, whose product is annotated as exportin for tRNA. The record is from RefSeq and is a predicted model, not a curated record. NCBI's taxonomy places the organism in Eukaryota, Metazoa, Chordata, Mammalia, Chiroptera, Phyllostomidae. Bases 351 to 3437 code for a protein of 1028 amino acids. Gene Ontology annotation, cellular component: nuclear matrix; nuclear pore; cytoplasm. The transcript is spliced from 25 exons. Gene Ontology annotation, molecular function: small GTPase binding; tRNA binding. Gene Ontology annotation, biological process: intracellular protein transport; tRNA re-export from nucleus.
ACUUACUGCUCCCUUGGUAAAAUCAAAGGGACUUGACCAAGCUUGAGGAGUUUUCCCUAAAACCAUGUCAAAUUCAAGGAAUCUUUAAUAGGGCUUCUCAAGCUGGGAUUUCUAGAAGCUCAAAUUUGUCUUUUAUAACUGUGUGUGCAUUUUUCAGGGGAAUUUUCUUGUCAUUUUUGGCUGGGAGUGGGGGCAGGAUGGGUAUGCCUUUGCAUUUUCCCAUCUGUUUAAAAUGCCAGGGUACUCCUAUGGUAUGAUAAACCUAGAAUGCUCCAAGCAGUUCCCAUCCUUCACAUGCCUAGUUCUGAAUUGUAAAGAAACCUAUUGAGGGCUUACACUAUGUGCUAGACAUGCUUUCCAUUUCUUACCUCAUUGAAGCUUUACAACUUGGAGGCAGAUGCACUUUUUCCUGUUUUGUAGAAAGGGUGCUCUUUCACGUUUUGCAGCUGUUCACAUGGCCCCAGCUUGAAAAUGAUGUUUGUGGAUUCUUCUGUGGGAACCCAGGGCACAUCUGUUGGAAUCGGAAGACUCCAAGUAUAGCAGCAGGCAUGGAUGAACAGGCUCUUUUAGGACUAAAUCCGAAUGCUGAUUCAGACUUCAGACAAAGGGCCCUGGCCUAUUUUGAGCAGUUAAAGAUCUCCCCAGAUGCCUGGCAGGCGUGUGCAGAAGCUUUAGCUCAGAGGACAUACAGUGAUGAUCACAUAAAAUUUUUCUGCUUUCAAGUAUUAGAACAUCAAGUGAAAUAUAAAUACUCAGAACUAACUACUGUUCAGCAACAACUAAUUAGGGAGACGCUCAUAUCCUGGCUUCAGGCUCAGAUGCUGAGUCCCCAGCCAGAGAAGACCUUUAUAAGAAAUAAAGCAGCCCAAGUGUUCGCCUUGCUUUUUGUUACAGAGUAUCUCACUAAAUGGCCCAAGUUUUUUUUUGACAUUCUCUCAGUAGUGGACCUAAACCCAAGGGGUGUAGAUCUGUACCUCCGAAUCCUCAUGGCUAUUGAUUCAGAAUUGGUGGAUCGUGAUGUGGUACAUACAUCAGAGGAGGCUCGUAGAAAUACUCUAAUAAAAGAUACCAUGAGGGAACAGUGCAUUCCAAACUUGGUGGAAUCAUGGUACCAAAUUUUACAGAAUUACCAGUAUACUAAUUCAGAAGUGACGUGCCAGUGCCUUGAAGUCGUUGGGGCUUAUGUGUCUUGGAUAGACUUAUCCCUUAUAGCCAAUGAUAGGUUUAUAAAUAUGCUGCUAGGUCAUAUGUCGAUAGAAGUUCUACGGGAAGAAGCAUGUGACUGUUUGUUUGAAAUUGUAAAUAAAGGAAUGGAUCCUGUUGAUAAAAUGAAACUAGUAGAAUCUUUGUGUCAAGUAUUACAGUCUGCUGGGUUUUUCAUCAUUGACCAGGAAGAAGAUGUGGACUUCCUCGCCAGAUUUUCUAAAUUGGUGAAUGGAAUGGGACAGUCCUUGAUAGUUAGCUGGACUAAAUUAAUUAAGAGUGGGGAUAUCAAGAAUGCACAGGAGGCACUGCAGGCUAUUGAAACGAAAGUGGCACUGAUGUUGCAGCUACUAAUCCACGAGGAUGAUGAUAUAUCCUCCAACAUUAUUGGAUUUUGUUAUGAUUACCUUCAUAUUUUGAAACAACUUACUGUGCUCUCAGAUCAGCAGAAAGCUAAUAUAGAGGCAAUCAUGUUGGCUGUUAUGAAAAAAUUGACUUAUGAUGAAGAAUAUAAUUUUGAAAAUGAGGGGGAAGAUGAAGCCAUGUUUGUAGAAUACAGGAAGCAACUGAAGUUACUGCUGGACAGGCUUGCUCAAGUUUCACCAGAGUUGUUGCUGGCUUCUGUUCGCAGAGUUUUUAGUUCUACACUGCAGAACUGGCAGACUACUCGGUUCAUGGAAGUUGAAGUAGCAAUAAGACUGCUGUAUAUGUUGGCAGAAGCUCUUCCAGUAUCUCAUGGUGCUCACUUCUCAGGUGAUGUUUCAAAAGCGAGUGCUUUGCAAGAUAUGAUGCGAACUUUGGUAACAUCAGGAGUUAGUUCCUACCAGCAUACAUCUGUGACGUUGGAGUUCUUCGAAACUGUUGUUAGAUACGAAAAGUUUUUCACAGUUGAACCUCAGCACAUUCCAUGUGUACUAAUGGCUUUCUUAGAUCACCGAGGUCUGCGGCAUUCCAGUGCGAAAGUGCGGAGCAGAACCGCCUACCUGUUCUCUAGAUUUGUCAAAUCGCUCAAUAAACAAAUGAAUCCUUUCAUCGAGGAUAUUCUGAAUAGAAUACAAGAUUUAUUAGAGCUUUCUCCACCUGAGAAUGGUUACCAGUCUUUGUUGAGCAGCGAUGAUCAACUAUUUAUUUAUGAGACAGCCGGAGUGCUGAUUGUUAAUAGUGACUACCCGGCAGAACGGAAGCAAGCCUUAAUGAGGAAUCUGUUGACUCCCCUAAUGGAAAAGUUUAAAAUUCUUUUAGAAAAAUUGAUGCUGGCACAAGAUGAAGAAAGGCAGGCAUCUCUAGCAGACUGUCUCAACCAUGCUGUUGGAUUUGCCAGUCGAACGAGCAAAGCUUUCAGCAACAAACAGACUGUGAAACAGUGUGGCUGUUCCGAAGUUUAUCUGGACUGUUUGCAGACAUUCUUGCCAGCCCUCAGUUGUCCCCUACAAAAGGAUGUUCUCAGAAGUGGCGUCCGCACUUUCCUCCACCGCAUGAUAAUUUGCCUAGAGGAAGAAGUUCUUCCAUUCAUCCCAUCUGCCUCAGAACACAUGCUCAAAGACUGUGAAGCAAAAGACCUUCAAGAGUUCAUUCCUCUUAUCAACCAGAUUACAGCCAAAUUUAAGAUACAGGUAUCUCCAUUUUUACAACAAAUGUUCAUGCCUCUGCUUCGUGCAAUUUUUGAAGUAUUGCUCCGACCAGCAGAAGAAAAUGACCAGUCUGCUGCUUUAGAGAAGCAAAUGUUGCGGAGAAGUUACUUUGCUUUCCUGCAAACAGUCACAGGCAGUGGAAUGAGCGAAGUCAUAGCAAAUCAAGGUGCAGAGAAUGUAGAACAAGUUCUAGUUACUGUGAUUCAAGGAGCAGUCGAAUAUCCAGAUCCAAUUGCACAGAAAACAUGUUUUAUCAUCCUCUCCAAGUUGGUGGAACUCUGGGGCGGUAAAGAUGGACCAGUGGGAUUUGCUGAUUUUGUUUACAAGCACAUUGUCCCCGCAUGUUUCCUAGCACCUUUAAAACAAACCUUUGACCUGGCAGAUGCACAAACAGUAUUGGCUUUGUCCGAGUGUGCAGUGACGCUGAAGACAAUUCAUCUCAAACGGGGCCCAGAAUGUGUUCAGUAUCUUCAACAAGAAUACCUGCCUUCCUUGCAGGUAGCUCCAGAGAUAAUUCAGGAGUUUUGUCAAGCACUUCAGCAGCCUGAUGCUAAAGUUUUUAAAAACUACUUAAAGAUGUUCUUCCAGAGAGCAAAGCCCUAGGAACUGGAUCUCCCUGUGCCUACUUCAUAAUCAGGAUUUAUGAUCAGAAAUUCCAGUUAAUAAUUUAUAAAGAAGCAGGUUUUGUGUGCCAUUCACACUGCUUUUUAACUUGGCUUUGAGCUUACUGCAGUAUGUGUAUGUAUUGGGAUUUUUCUGUAAAAUGUGUGUAAUUUUCCCUAAAUAACAGAUAUGUGGCAACAAGAAGUGGCUUGCAUGCCAGUUCAGAUUGUUUUAUGUAAAAAUGCUGUUAAACGAUUCAGCAGAGUUAUCCUAGUACGUUUUUAUUUUCAUUUGAAACUUUAAGUCCUCUUAAAGACCAUAGCCGGAAAACAGAGUACUUUUUUAAAGUUGCUGAAUGAAUAUAAAAUGUUUGGGAAUUUAAUUUUUCUUUUAUGUGUGUAGACUCAAACUAUGGGGGAACUACAAAGAUCAGAACUACUUUUUUGUAGAUAGCCAUUACAUUUCUUUAAAAUGUUUCGAUGCCAAUAUGUAUUCUACAGAAGAGAAUGGUUUCAUAAAUUAACUGAUUUAAGAGUAGGUGCCGGUGUUAUACAUUUUUUUAUAAAAAAAUAAAUUUUACAUAGUGAAUUUACCAAGUGUUUUUUGGAAUUAUUAUACAUACUUUAGCCAUAGUUUUUUGUCUUACCUCUCCCUCAUUUCCCAUUUAAAGGAUUGCAAAUAUAAGCUUACAGAUGACUUAUUUAAUUGUAUUAUGCUCCUAAAAGAUUAUGCGCUCCUUAGUUCUGUUAAAUAGAAUCUUUUAAAAACCGGCCUAGAAAAAGCCUGUGUGAAUUUGUUGACAGAAUUAAAAAUCCAGUAUGUUCUACCUCUGCUAUUGGAUCUACUUAGGGCACAGUAUACAUACGUGUUUGUGGUAUUUAUAAGUAGGCGCUGCCCAUUUAGUUACUAGAAAACCUUUCCCUGUCUUCUCCUGGUUUUAUUCAUGACUGCAAGAAAGCAAGAGGAGAAACAAUAGUAUCGAUAGUCGUACUGGAAAAUUAAGAAGGACAACACUGAGUAGCACAAUUACUAUAGUCACUUAAGUUUAAAUUCUAAUAGUCUAAGUAAGCUUGAAGGGGAGGGUUGGGUGGUGGUUUUUUUAACCUUUGGCCAAUAUGGCUCCUAGGGGCUUCAUGGACAGGCUUCAGGGGUGUCUAAACGUCCUAAAAUUAUAUUCUAAAUUGUGCACAUAUCCCUCUUUCUCCCUCCUCCUCUCUGUAAAAAUUAAUAUUUUUUUAAAAAUAAUCGUGAACAUAAAUCUUCUGGGGUUAAUUCCAGAAGAGAUUUUAAACAUUUUCCUUACAUCAUAGAAUAAAGGUACUAAACUAAGUUGACAGUUAAUUGUAAAACUAGAUCAGUAGAAUGUAAAACUUCAAUAACGAUGUUUUUAAAAAUAGAUGAGUGAAAGCUGAUGGUUUUGUUGAUAAGUUCCCUUGUACUGUGGGGGAGAUAAUUACGCUAUUGCAAUAGUACUAAUUGUCCAAAAUAUACUAAUGAGUAGCAUAGCAUAGUGUGAAGAGCACAGGCUCGGGAUCCUGAUUAAAUAGGUACAAAUAACAGUUCCACCAGUAACUGGUUGUGGAACCUUAGGCAAAUUCACUUCUCCCUCCAGUUUCCCCAUCUGCAAAAUACGAGAAAUAAUGGUAGCUACCUCAUAACUUAAGAAUUUAAGAAGUUAAACAUGAAAAGAGCUUAUUAUAGCACCUGCCCAUGAAGGCCUGGUAUUAGCUAUGGUUACUGUGUUGUUAAUUGCGCAUAUGUAGACACCUGCUCCUUCCCCCCCUUUAAAGCCCUUCAAAAGGUUCACGUGUGUUCAGAGCUAAGCGAAAUCAAGACGUGGACAUUAAGGGUGUAGUAGAAAUUAAACUUUAUGUUCUGUGAUCAUGUAUAAUUCCUAUCUUCAUUCCCUGAAGUUGCCCAGAGCAUUUAUGGAGUACUACAGCAAUUAGGAAACUUCCAUCAUGAAUUAACUUACUUGUAUUUUACUAAGUUCCAAAAGCAAGCACCCAAAUAAUUGUCACAAGGGUGAAUCUCAACUAUUAACAGGUGAGAUAACAUCGAGGCAAAAAAACCCUUAGGGAUGUGUGACUUGACUCCGUAACCACCAGGGUUUUAUGAUGCCUGGCUUAGUGCUGUGCCUAACAGGUUAUUUAAAUCUUAAAGUAAAUGCUAACUCAAAUUGGUUCUUAAGUGGCUUACCUUUAAGAAAACGGGUUUUUCUUCCCCUGGCUGGUGUAGCUCAGUGGAUUGAGCGCGGGCCUGCGAACCACAUGGUGGUGGUUUGAUUCCCAGUCAGGGCACAUGCCUGGGUUGCAGGCCAGUUCCCAGCAGGGGACCCACGAGAGGCAAGCAUACAUUGAUAUUUCUCUCCCUCUCUCCUUCCCUUCCUCUCUAAAGAUAAAUAAAAUCUUUUUAAAAAGAGAGAAGCAUUUAAAAAGUAAAACGCUGGUAUUUCAAUGUGUAUCAAUUACGUGGAAAAUACGUAAAUAAAUGCCUUGGGCUCAGCUAAUCACUUCUCAUAAGCUUUGAGCUGUGGGCUUUACUGUUGUAAAGAACUUUGACACAGGACCAUAGAGUUAGACAUGGGAAAACUGGUUGGAAUUGUAAGUAGUG